AUGUUAGUAAAGGAAUCUACCCACGAUGUGAAGACAACCGUCGCAGGGGAGGGGCAGAUGAGAAUAUACGUCUUCCAUCCCACUAUCCCAGGCUACCCCAAUGCAAAGUUCCCUGGGGUAGUGGUAUUCAGUGAGAUCUAUCAAGUCACUGGCCCUGUUGCACGGUUUGCACGCAUGAUUGCUGGCCAGGGAUACAUCUGUGCUGCACCAUCUAGCUACCAUGAAUUCACCGGUCCAGAGCCGUUGCAGUACAAUGCCGAGGACACGGAUAACGGCAACAAGUGGAAGAUCACUAAGAAAGUAGCUGCAUAUGAUGAAGAUGCCCGUCUCUGUGUGGACUACCUGCUUUCCCUGCCUACUGCAACGGCCGCGUGGCGCAACUGGGAUGUGUCUGGGAAGCCCAUCUGGCGUAUAGAUGUGCACUCGACUCCCGCAUCCGGGCUGCUCCAGUCACUCGGAGAAGGAAAGAAUGACGACAGUCUCCAGCGAGCAGGUGAUAUCAAAGGAGAACUGGUAAUGAUUUUCGGCAAAAACGACAAUCACGUCCCAGCACCGGGUCGAGAUUUGAUUCGUAGCACUCUGCAUGAGAAGGGGUAUGCAUUUAUCAGGGACGAACUGAGCAAAGGCCGAUAUGACCCAGCACUGACCAAGGUGUGCGCCGAGAUGAUGUUUGAAGUCUUUGGACGCACCUUGAAAGUCGAGCUAGGCGAAGGAGAUGGCAAGGAGCUCGUUGUUGAAAACGUGUGUUAG
Messenger RNA from Nannizzia gypsea CBS 118893, 750 nucleotides. RefSeq names its product dienelactone hydrolase. The record is from RefSeq and is a predicted model, not a curated record. The coding region runs from base 1 to 750 and encodes 249 amino acids. NCBI's taxonomy places the organism in Eukaryota, Fungi, Ascomycota, Eurotiomycetes, Onygenales, Arthrodermataceae. The transcript is spliced from 7 exons.